AUGUAUGCACGUGCGCGUAAGUGGGAAAUACAUCCCGUCCCAGCUUUUAUCUCGCUGCACACGACUGAUGGAGAUCGCUCCCCGGUCUCGCCCAGGCCUCAUGAAGGACGCUGGCUUUCUAAACCUCCAAAACAUGCCUUAGGGAGUUUUAUUCGCCGGCAUUUUCGCUAUCAGGGAGCAGGCGACCCCACUGCCGGCUCUAGGUGCCGAGGCCGGGCGGCUGGGCCCAAGCAGCCCGGGGCCCCGGGAAACCGCCGCCGCGCACGUGGCCACCCCCGGUUCAGGCCGCAUCCGCCCGCCCAGGGCCCCGCCCGGUACCUUGCGCCGCCGCUGGCCGCUCUCCGCGGCCGCCUCGGUCUCCAUAGGACACUCGAGGUCCGAGUCGGUGUCGCUGCCGGCGCUGAACUGGCUGGCUUCAGGCAUCGCUGCUCCCGGCAACCACGCCACUAUCACCGCCGUAUGUCAGGAACUGAGCCCGCCCGGCGAACCGUCAGCCCUUCCGUCUCCGGGCAACCAGUAGCCUGCGCUUCCGUCUCUGGGCAACCAGUCGCCUGCGCUUCCGCCUCCGAGCAGCCAAUCGCCUGCCGACCCGGUCCCAGGCAGCCAAUCACCAGCCGCUUUCUCCUCCCGACAGCCAAUCGCCUGCCCCCUCAGCAGCUGGACUACAAGACCCAGAAUGCUUCGCAGCUCCCUCGCGGACUACAAGCCCCAGCGUGCCCCUCAGGGCUUUGGGACUCGUGGCUGAUUUGUGCGCUCUCCAGGCGAGGCGAUGGCUACGGGGAGAGGGGGCGUGACUACGCCAGGAUCAAGCCCUCGACUUUGUCACUUGACGCGUCCAAGAUGGCGGCGCUGCGGGCGGUUUUGGGGUGCCGGGGGGCCCCCCUGCCUCGCCCCCUGCCCAGGCAGAGCCGGGGGGCAGCGGGGGACCUGCUGCAGCGCCUGAGCCGCUGGUUCUAUGAUGUGGAGGCGAUGCUGGCAUGGACAGAACAGCGGCGACGGAACCGACUGCGGAACAGGAACGCGCGCUGUGGCUACCUCAGGGACACCUAUGGGGACAACGUGGCAGCUGCCGUCUUCACCCUGGCCUGUGGCGGGGGUGUCAGAUUUGAGGGUCAGGAGCACUGGAUGCGUCCGGAGCACCGCUGGCACGACGAGGUGCUGCGUCUCCGUCACGUCCCUGUGGUGGCCUUGGACCUCAGUGGUUCCACCCUCACCUACGAUGGUUUGGACAAUCUGGUUACGCUGAAUCAGCUGCAGUACCUUGACCUCAGCGGAUGCCCUCACCUCGACGACUGGGCGCUGUCGCGGCUCCAUGUUUUUGGGGAUACCCUGCAGGAGCUGUCAGUGGCUCGGUGUCCCUGUGUUACUGAGAGAGGCCUGGCCACCCUCCACCACCUUCGGAAACUCCGGCGCCUGGACGUGGCAGGGGUGCAGGUGGCCAGCCCAGGGCUGGUUCGUAUCCUGCUGGAGGAGGUGCUGCCAGAAUGCCAAAUCCUGGGCAUGGACAUCAAGGACAGUGUGGGGACAGGAGCUGGGGGCGAAAACCCCCCUGCCUGAGGCUGACAAGGUUUUAGGCUGUAUUAAAUGCCUGGUGGCUGCA
Molecule: messenger RNA, 1600 nt
Organism: Cuculus canorus (common cuckoo)
Lineage: Eukaryota; Metazoa; Chordata; Aves; Cuculiformes; Cuculidae
Gene: DMAC2
Product: distal membrane arm assembly component 2
Exons: 7
Coding region: 1-1557 (518 amino acids)
Source: RefSeq, a predicted model, not a curated record